This is a messenger RNA of Chionomys nivalis (European snow vole), 2167 nucleotides long. It is a transcript of the gene Mul1, whose product is annotated as mitochondrial E3 ubiquitin protein ligase 1. Gene Ontology annotation, biological process: organelle organization; protein ubiquitination. Gene Ontology annotation, cellular component: mitochondrion. The coding region runs from base 123 to 1181 and encodes 352 amino acids. Lineage: Eukaryota; Metazoa; Chordata; Mammalia; Rodentia; Cricetidae. Gene Ontology annotation, molecular function: ubiquitin-protein transferase activity. The transcript is spliced from 4 exons. The record is from RefSeq and is a predicted model, not a curated record.
UCUCCACUUCCGGUAUGGCUUCGUCAUCAACGGGCGCCGGGCCUACGCUUUCCGGGAAGGGUUUCCCAGCUGCGUAGGGGUCGCGGGUGGCUUCCAGGCGGCAGGCGCUGCUGGGCGUUGCCAUGGAGAGCGGAUCGCGGCCGUCGCUGGCCCAGUUCAUCCUGCUGGGCACCAGUUCGAUGGUCACCGCCGUGCUGUACUCCAUAUACCGGCAGAAGGCCCAGGUCGCCCAAGAGCUCAAGGGAGCUAAGAAGAUCCACUUGGGUGAAGAUCUGAAGGGCAUUCUUUCAGAAGCUCCGGGAAAGUGCGUGCCUUAUGCUGUCAUUGAAGGAGCUGUGCGGUCCGUUAAAGAAACACUCAACAGCCAGUUUGUGGAAAACUGUAAAGGGGUGAUCCAGCGGCUGACACUUCAGGAGCACAAGAUGGUGUGGAAUCGAACAACCCACCUUUGGAAUGACUAUUCCAAGAUCAUCCACCAAAGGACUAACACUGUGCCCUUUGACCUUGUGCCCCACGAGGAUGGUGUGGCUGUGGCUGUGCGAGUGCUGAAGCCCCUGGACUCGGUGGAUCUGGGCCUGGAGACUGUGUACGAGAAGUUCCACCCCUCUGUGCAGUCCUUCACUGAUGCCAUCGGCCACUACAUCAGUGGAGAGCGGCCCAAAGGCAUCCAGGAGACAGAGGAGAUGCUGAAGGUGGGGGCCACCCUCACCGGGGUUGGCGAACUGGUUCUGGACAACAACUCUGUCCGCCUGCAGCCCCCCAAGCAAGGCAUGCAAUACUAUUUGAGCAGCCAGGACUUCGACAGCCUACUGCACAGGCAGGAGUCCAGUGUCCGGCUCUGGAAAGUUCUGGUUCUGGUGUUUGGCUUUGCCACCUGUGCCACCCUCUUCUUCAUCUUGCGGAGACAGUACCUGCAGCGGCAGGAGCGCCUGCGCCAGCAGCAGCUCCAGGAGGAGUUCCGUGAACAUGAGGCCCAUCUGCUGAGCCAAGCAACUCCCGAGGACAGAGAGAGUCUAAAGAGCGCCUGCGUUGUGUGUCUGAGCAGCUUCAAGUCCUGCGUCUUCCUGGAGUGCGGGCAUGUCUGUUCCUGCCGCCAGUGUUACCUCUCCUUGCCAGAGCCCAAGAGGUGCCCGAUCUGUCGUCGGGAGAUCAGCAGGGUGAUUCCCCUGUACAACAGCUAGGGCUGCGGCAGUCACACUGUGGGUGUCCCUCCCCUGGUCAGAGUUCAUCUUGAGGCCUUUGGUGGGGUGACUGACUGUACCUUAAGGUAUGAAGGAGGGGACAUGGGCAAGCCUCACAUCUCCAACAGCUGGGUGUUGCUUUUCAACCUGGACAGGUCCUUUUCCAGUUCCAAGCACCUGGUGGGGGCCAUGGUGAGGUCCCCUUCUUAGGAGCCAGAUCUGGGUGUGACCGAAUAAGACCGCUCAUGUCCACGCAGCAAGGCCAGGGGUCUCACCUUUCGCUCCCUGGGAUGCUGACUCCUUAGCUUGGGAGGAAGGCUGAGCUCUGAGGGCCUUGCUGCCCAGACUCCUCCUCUUGCUUCUAUCCAUGGGAAGGAAUUUCUUAAAACCUGUCAGGCAGGGCAGGCCACUAGUAAUGUUUGCACACGUGGGGAGAAGGUGAGAGGCAGUGAGAGCAGCAUGCCUGCCCGGCCCGUGUGUGUGUGUGUGUGUGUGUGUGUGUGUGUGUGUGUGUGUGUGUGAGAGAGAGAGACACCCGUCAGCAGGAGGACAACAGAUAUUUCUAGAUGUUUCUCGGCAGGGAGGGCACCAGGGUUGUGGGUGUGGCUGCUGCCUGACUUUCCCAGACAGCUCUGGUUUCCUGUGGAAAGGCCUCACCGAAAGGGAAUGAAGGUCACUGCUGUCCUGACCUCUGGCCUUUGUAGUUUCUCUGCUUGCUUGUGCCAAAGAAAGGUAGCUGGGGGUGGGCACACUUACAGAGCUGUCUGGACUGCCUCAUUGUUCCUGUCAGCAAAGCCCAGCAGUGCUCUCCCUCCCAACGUCCCUGACUUGUGAGUGCCAGAGAAAUCGGAGACUGUCCGUGGGCCGGGUCACUCUCAGCUCCGCUUCUUGAGCAUCUCCCGUCCUCCGUGAAGGGAAGAGGGCAUCUUCCAGUGCUGACACUAGUACGUGCGCCGUCCGAGUGAGCAGCACAAUUAAACAGACUG